CCCAUGGCGUUCCCUGUCCUUCUGCUGCUGCUGGUGCUGGGCACAGGUACCCGUGCCACGACCACCGAGACAACCAUGGAGAUGGAAACCACCGAAACGACCACCGUGGAGAUGACCACGGAAAGCACCGCCAGCACCUGGCUGCCAAAUAUAUUCCCCAAAAGCACACGGGCCAGCCGGCCCCAAACCCCCGGCUUCCCCUACGCCACCGCGUCCCCUGGCAAAAACAGCACGAACUUCCAGUUUGGCAACCACUCCACCAGCAAUGCCACAUCCAAUGGCACCGUGGUGCCCGUCCCCAGCAGCCCAGCCAUCCCCCAUGCCAAUGCCACCUCAAACAGCAGCAGCUGGGCACCCCACCUUGGCACCAACGGCAGCUCUGCCGCUCCCACCGCCACGCACGGCAGCACCCAAGGCAACGGGAGCACCAGUGCUCAGGUCUUCCCCACCCAGAUAACGUCUGAGAGCAGCACAGCUCCCACCCAGGGUGGUCUCAACCCCAGCAAAACCUCAGCCCAGCUGCCUGGUCCUGUCCAGCUGCUCGUCCGUGUCCCGCUGUCCUUCCGGAUCAUCAACAGGAGCUUCAACGAGAGCCUGCGUGACCCAGCAUCAGAGGAUUACAGGAGCCUGAGCCGCACUGUCCUGACCAUGUUCCAACACGUCUUUGGCUGCCCGGGCUGCAUGGGCACGCAGACCUACACCGGGUGCAGUGAGCUGCAGUACAGCCAAGGCUCGGUGCAGGUCCAGUCCACCCUCGUGUUUGGGAACGGAAGCGACGCCGUCACUGCCGACGCUGCUGAGCAGCGCCUGAGGAAGAGCCUGGACCAGAAUGGCUUCAUCAUGGGCCUGCAGCUGGACAGCAUCCAGAGUUCUGCAACAGUGAUAUCCCCAGCUCCAGCGCCCAUGAUCCCGGACUGGGCCAUCGCUCUGUUGGUCCUGGUCAGCAUCCUGCUGCUCUUCACCAUCUUCACCUGCCUCCUCCUGAUGUCCACCUGCACGUGCCGCCGCAAGAGCCGAGGGAAGCUGGACCUGCUCAGCCAGAAGGAUUCCUACCACCCCAUGGCUGAGUACCUGCAGUACCAGAGCCACGGGCGCUACGUGUCCCCCAACAGCAAACCCAACCCCUACAGCCAGGUGGCCGGCGGCAGCACCACGAGGUCGGGCACCUUCACCUACACCAACCCCGCCGCCGGCUCCGACAACCUGUGAAGGGCUGGCUGGAAGGAGCGCGGCUGCCCAGGGGAGGGGGCAGCCCCAGCAGAGAGGCGCCCCCCGCUCCCGGGAGGGCAGCACCGGCCCCGGGCGCAUCCCCCGGUGCUGCCCGGCCGUGGGCAGCGGGAGCCGGACGGUUCUGGAGCAGCCGGAUUCGCGCACAUGACAGAACUGCACGAGCGGAGGUGGGAGAGGGAGGGAAAGAUCCCGCACACAGCCCACGGUCCCCGCGCUCGCUUGGCUUUGCAACCCCGCUCCCAUGCCAGGAGGACGGGGCUCGGGC
Melospiza georgiana is the source of this 1495-nucleotide messenger RNA. It is a transcript of the gene MUC1, whose product is annotated as mucin 1, cell surface associated. Lineage: Eukaryota; Metazoa; Chordata; Aves; Passeriformes; Passerellidae. Gene Ontology annotation, cellular component: apical plasma membrane. The transcript is spliced from 7 exons. The record is from RefSeq and is a predicted model, not a curated record. The coding region runs from base 4 to 1209 and encodes 401 amino acids.